This is a messenger RNA of Vespa velutina, 3707 nucleotides long. RefSeq names its product endoplasmic reticulum mannosyl-oligosaccharide 1,2-alpha-mannosidase (gene alpha-Man-Ib). The record is from RefSeq and is a predicted model, not a curated record. Gene Ontology annotation, biological process: carbohydrate metabolic process; N-glycan processing. The transcript is spliced from 11 exons. Gene Ontology annotation, cellular component: endoplasmic reticulum; membrane. Gene Ontology annotation, molecular function: mannosyl-oligosaccharide 1,2-alpha-mannosidase activity; calcium ion binding. Lineage: Eukaryota; Metazoa; Arthropoda; Insecta; Hymenoptera; Vespidae. Bases 1141 to 2976 code for a protein of 611 amino acids.
AAUAGAAAUAGUAUUACCUUAUUAAUUAAAUCAACUGGUUAUAAUACAAAUCUUUCAUUCAACAGAUUCACGCAUUUCUCACUGAUCCUUUAACAAUUUUAACAUCAUCGAUAGGCCUAUCAUUUUUAUCUGUUUCAACAAGACCAAUUCUUUUUACUAUUGCCAUACCAGAAUGAAUUCGCCCUGCUCAUAGAAAGACACAUGAUAUUUAAAUUAGAAUCAUUCUCAUGAAAUCAUAAUUGUUAUACAUACAUAAUAAUAUUCAAUCUUACCAAAUAUAGUAUGCUUUCCAUCCAACCAUUGCGUAGGUGCUAAUGUAAUAAAAAAUUGAGAUCCAUUUGUAUCUGGUCCAGAGUUUGCCAUGGAUAAUAUCCCAGCACCAGUAUGUUUCAAAUCAUCAUGAAUUUCAUCAUCAAAACUAUCUCCAUAUAUAGACAUACCACCUUUUCCUGUAGCGGUUGGAUCUCCACCUGUGGGAACGCAUACAUUUAUAAUAUCAUAUAUAAUAUUCAAUAAGAAUACUACAAAACACAACCUUGUUUUACCUUGUAUCAUAAAAUCGCGAAUUAUUCUAUGAAACUUUGUACCAUUGUAAUAUCCACGACGUGUCAAUUCAGCAAAAUUUCUACACGUUAUAGGUGCAUGUUUCCAAUAUAAUUCAAUGAUUAUUUCACCCAUACUAAAAAAUAUAAAAAAAAAAAGCAUACAAUAGAAAUGGUUAAUUUAUAUAUUCGCAUGUCUUACGUUGUCUCAAAAGCCACAAAGGGAGGUUGCCAAUGUUUAUCUGGUAUUCCUGAUAUAUUUGAAAGAGUCAUUAUUACACUAUAAAAGUUAUUAAUAAAAAUUAAGAUAUUACAAACAACAAAUUAACCAACAAAUAAUCAAACUAAAUUCAAACUACAAAAUUAUAUGCGAAUUGUAUCAGCUGUUUUUAGAACGCUAUCUAUAUUAGCUUCCUAGAACUAUAAGCGGUACCGAAUUGAUGUGUUAAAGUCGUAAUGCCGGAUCCUGCAAUGGUGUUAUAAAAAUGUGUUAAAGAUAAUAUUUACAGAUUUUAUAAAUGUGGACCAUUUUGUCCAUCAGUUUUAAACUUGAUCACAUUCUUUUAAUGUCUUCUGGCUCACUCGUAGUUUAUUACGUAUGCCAGAACGACUUAACCUCAGCAAAAACAUGUUUUCUCCCCGGGAUUUAGGUAAAACAGAUUAUAUUAGUUUAAAUAUCUACGAUAGUGCGGCUUUCACACGGGGGACAUCGCGUAGCCUUUGGAGGCAAUGGAAACAGUUAUCAAGGUUUCAAAGAAAUAUUUUCUACUUUGCUAUUGUAACAGUUUUACUUGUGAUAUUUUAUCUUUUACCCGGUGAAACCAAAAAUGCUAUUCUACAAAAUAACAGUGACUAUAAUAAUGUUGAUAUAGUUCAAGAGACAGUUAAAUAUGAAAAGGUGCCAGAGGAUAUUGUUGUAGAUAAUGUUAAUCAACCUGCUGGUGGUGGUCAUGGUGGUGAUGUCAUUGAAGAACCAGAAUUUCAACCAGAGAUCAAUCAAGUAGAUGAUGAUCAAAUUGGGGAACCACCUCAACCCAAACCAAUCGCACUUAAAUUUGAAGGACCACAAAAUAGUAGACAAAGAGCAGUAGUUGCAGCAUUUAAACAUUCAUGGAAUGGGUAUAAACAAUAUGCUUGGGGUCAUGACAAUGUUAAGCCGAUAUCAAAAAAAUAUCAUGAAUGGUUCGGCUUAGGACUUACUAUUGUGGAUUCCUUAGAUACUUUAUACAUGAUGGGUUUGAAUGAUGAUUUUGCAGAAGCUAAAUCGUGGGUUGAAAGUAGUUUAGUCUUCACCAUGAAUCGUGAUGUUAACCUGUUUGAAGUAACAAUAAGAGUAUUAGGAGGAUUGUUAGCCGCAUAUCAUCUUAGUGGAGAGAAAAUAUUUUUAAAUAAAGCGAUCGAUCUGGGAGAUCGUAUGAUGCCAGCAUUUUCCACUAGAUCUGGUGUUCCAUAUUCUGAUGUCAAUUUAGGGACUAGAGCAGCACAUAGUCCUAAAUGGGGGCCUGAUAGUAGUACUAGUGAAGUAACUUCUAUUCAAUUAGAAUUUCGUGAUUUAAGUCGUAGUUCAGGACAACCUAAAUUUGAGGCAGCUGCUGCAAGAGUCUCAGAACAUGUGCAUCAAUUAGAGAAACAUGAUGGUUUAGUUCCAAUUUUUAUCAAUGCCAACAAUGGACAAUUUAGAGAAUAUGCGACAAUUACCUUAGGAGCUAGAGGUGACAGCUAUUACGAAUAUUUAUUGAAACAAUGGAUACAAACUGGGAAGACCAUAGACUAUUUACGAGAUGACUAUUUAUUGGGCAUUUCUGGAACUAAGAAACAUCUAGUCAAAUAUACAGCUAUUAAUAAGUAUCUUUUUAUAGCAGAAUUGGUUGGUGCGCAUAAAGAUACAAGACCAAAGAUGGACCAUCUUACAUGUUACUUAGGAGGUACAUUAGCCUUAGGAGUCCAUCAUGGGUUGCCACAAGAACAUAUGGCUUUUGCAAAUGAUAUUGUCAAAACUUGUUAUCAAACUUAUGCAAUACAACCGACUUUUCUUGCUCCCGAAAUAACUUAUUUUAACAUCCAGAAAUUAGAAGGAGAAAAUCAAAUGGAUAUGUAUGUGAAAACAAAUGAUGCACAUAAUCUCCUACGACCUGAGUUUAUAGAAAGUCUUUUUUAUAUGUGGUAUUUCACAGGAAAUAAAACUUUCCAGGAUUGGGGCUGGCAAAUAUUUCAAGCAUUUGAAAAUUAUACUAAAGUGGAAAAUGGAUACACAAGCAUUGGAAAUGUUCGAAGUAUUCAUAACAUACGACCACAAGAUAUGACAGAAAGUUUCUGGUUCGCCGAAACUUUGAAAUAUUUAUAUUUGUUAUUUGAUGAUACCAGACAAUUAAUAGAUUUAGACAAAUGGGUAUUCAAUUCCGAGGGUCAUCCAUUACCUAUAUAUGAAUCAUAAUAUGAUGUAAAGAAAAAUUUAUAUUCGACAAAUUCGAAACUGUAUGUUUAAUUAGUUGAAUUCAUUUGCACCGAUUUAUUAAUCAUUAUUAUUAAAAAAUUGCACCUAAAAUCCAAUCAUAUGUAUUGGAUGCGAAAGAUUUUCAAAUUCUUUCGAUUGUCUAAAAAAUUUGUACAAAACCUGAGCAAACAUAAUAGCGUGUAUGUAAAGUAAACAUUUACAAAUUUAUUAUCGUAAAUAUUUCAUACGUUAUGAUUUAUGAAAAAUCAUAUCAUUGUUUAUACACAAUUACGUCUUUGACUUGAGUAGUGCCUAUCUAUGAUCAUCGGACGAUGAAAUGAACGAUUUUGUAAAUACUUUACUCUUUAUAUUAUAGAUCAUGGAGAUAAAAAGUAAAUUUUUUUUUCAUUCAAAUUGUUAACACAUCAAUUAUCAAACAAUUAUAAUCAAAAUUACUUAUACACAAAAGUACUAUUCAUCUAUAGUGAGCACGUGCUUAUACUAUUUAUCUUAAAAAAGAAAAAAGAAGUACAUAUUCAUAUCUUAGAUUGUACAUUAAAAGAACACUUUAUUAAAAAAAAAAAAAAGAAAAGAAAAAGAAAAAAAAAUCCUAUAAUCUUUUUAGCAAUAACAAUGUAAUCAUUUAUAGAAGUAACUUAAGUUAGAGUAUCUAGUCGUGAUUUACUAAUAUUUUUAUCUAUGAUUUAUCUAUUAUACAUUAUAUUUGCUUC